Molecule: messenger RNA, 3771 nt
Organism: Polychytrium aggregatum
Lineage: Eukaryota; Fungi; Chytridiomycota; Chytridiomycetes; Polychytriales
Product: transcription factor/nuclear export subunit protein 2-domain-containing protein
Exons: 10
Coding region: 152-3469 (1105 amino acids)
Biological process (GO): mRNA processing; mRNA export from nucleus
Cellular component (GO): THO complex part of transcription export complex
Molecular function (GO): mRNA binding
Source: RefSeq, a predicted model, not a curated record
ACCUUUCCAGGAUACGCUGAUCUUUCUGGACGACCUCAUCCGUCCGCUGAAGCCGGCUCCCGGCGGCUGGAACAGCGAGACGGCCAGUCUGUUUGUCGAAUAUGGCGAACUUGCCAACCCGCUGUGGCUGUCCUCGACGAUUGUCGAUGUCAUGUCGCUGAUCGAAACCGAAACCGAGCCCGCCACUGGCCCUGGCAGCAAGAGCUUGGAGCGGCAGCGACUUGUGGUGCUCAUCAAGGAAAUUACGAUGCGCGACAUUGUCCCAGCCAUCAUCUUUCGCGAACGGCUCGAGAGCGAUCUGCUCGAGGCCGUUGGCCUGAUCAACGACCAGAAGAGCUACGAUCGGCGCCAAAUCCGCACCCGCACCAUGAAUCUGUACAAGCAGCAAAAGUUCAAUCUGCUGCGCGAAGAGAGCGAGGGAUACUCCAAACUGCUGACGGAGCUCACCGCCAGUCUUCCUCCGCCGCCUCAGAACGGCUGGGCCAUCGACGACGUAUACAAACAGCAGCUCGCGAGUGCCGUCGGGGCCACGCUGAACAACGUCAAGAGUCUGAUCGGAUACUUUGACCUCGACCCGAACCGCGCCUUUGACGUGAUCCUGGACUGCUUCAUCGCCAAUGUGUCUGACCACUGGCGGUUCUUUCUGGAGCUGAUCGAGGCCAGCCCCUGGACCAAGCUCGUCAAGACCAAAGGCCUCGACGGCGAAGAGGUCGAGACCCGUGUCGGACUGCCGCUCUGCGCCCAGGUCUUAGGCUUCAAGUUCACCGCGUAUUUCAGCCCGGACUUUGUCGGCCAGACCCCGGUCUCGCUGUUCCAUGUGGCCGCCCUGCUGAUUCGCCACAAAAUCAUCACCCUUAACGAUAUCUGGCCACAUCUGGGUCCCGACGACGACGAGAUUUCCGGAGAAUACGAGGCAUACCUUGCCAAAGUUGCCGAGCGGUGCAAGUCAGCCGGCCAGAUGAAGGGCCUCGAGCUCGCUGGCAUCCUGGCCGACGACGACUCCACUCCCUACAAACCCAGCAUGCGCUCUGUUGAGCGCACAGGCUCCUCCAUGUCCGUGGAUGGUGCCGCACCCAGCACUGUCACCGAGGCCGGCGCUGAGAAAGAAGAGCCGCCGAAACCCAGAAAGCUGAACCAGAAAGCCGGAUUGGCGAACGCCCUCGUGGUCAUGGGCGAUCAGGUCAAUGCUCGUCUCAUUCUCCAGCGGCUGCCAAAUUUGAUUCACAUGUAUCCCGAGAUUGCUGAGGGCUUCUGUCGCCUCCUGCAUGUUAUCCUCGAGCCCUUGGUGUCCUCGCUCCGUGUCAAGAAGCCGCCUCCGACGCUUCCAGCACAGAGCACUGUGGUAUCGAUCCACCCUCCAAACCUCCGGAAGCUGCCCAGCAAGGAAGAGCUCAAUCCGAACCCAACGCUGAUCCUGAACCCCAAGUACUGCGAUCUGAACGACAAGGUCUACAUCGGCAAACGCCUCCAUCCGCCAAAGUAUCGAUUUGCGUACGAUCUCUGGAAAGACAAGCUGCCGCGGGCUUCUGGAUUCAGUGAUGCGCUUCGCAUCAUCCGAACCCUCCUGCAGAACGUGGGUCCGUACUUGCAUCGCGACAUGCUGCUGUUCAGCAAGCUCGUGCGCAUCGGCGCUGCACACGUCCGACAGGCGGAUAUUCAAGAGAAAGAAAAGAAUGUCUGGCUUAACAUCAUUGCACAGUCCUUUUUCCCCGCGCUCUCGCAAACCAAAGCCAACCCUGGACUUGCAACAGAGCUGUGGCAGCUUGUCUCCUGCUGGCCAUACGAGACUCGGUUUGCACUCUACGGGGAGUGGAGACACCGCACAUACGAAAACUAUCCCGAGCUCCGUGUCGCGCGGGCAGGAUGUCUCAAAGACAUCAAGUGGAUCAUGAAGCGGCUCGCCAAGGAGACCAUCAAAGCGCAGGGUCGGCAGAUCGGCAAGAUUGCACACUCCAAUCCAACCAUCACCUUCCAGAUCGUCAUCGAGCAGCUCCAGAGCUACGACAACCAAAUCCCCUUUGUCGUCGAUUCGUCUCGUUAUCUCACCGAGCUGGAUUUCGACGUCCUGACAUUCAGUCUGCUGGAGGCCCUCGCCACAGACAAGCCGCGGAUGCAGGACAAUGGCAAGACCGUCAGCAAGUGGCUGACCAAUCUGGCGACGUUCAUCGGGCAGAUGUGCAAAAAGCAUCCUCUCGAGCUCAGGGCGAUUCUGGAGUACAUGUGCAACCGGCUCUUGACCAACGAGACUGCCGAUCUCGUCAUUCUCAACAAGCUCAUUGCUCAGAUGUCGGGAGUCCGCCCCACGGAGGACUCAACCGUGUCCCAGCUCGAGGCCAUGUCCGGCGGCGAGACACUCAAGCGCGAGGUGCUCAUGUACGAGAGCCAGCGCACCACCCGCAAGGGCAGCAGCAAGCUGAUGAAGGCGCUGAUGGAAAGCCAGACGAUUGGGCCGCUGGCGCUCCUGAUUGCCCAGCAGAAACGCGAGAUUCUGUCCCGAAUGCGCAUGGACGAAGACAUCAAGGUGGCUGGGUGGUUUAUUGACCACUGCCAAAAUAGCUUCAUGCAGUAUGUCGACUUUCUCGCCUCCAAUCUCGACAAGGGCCAGUAUUAUCCCAUCUUUGAGAAUCCCGAGGUCAUCUGCCUCCGGUUUGGGCUCGAUCCGGAGGUGGCCUUCCAUCUCUUGCGGCCUAAACUCACGGGCCUGGUGAUGGGUCUCCAUGAUGGCGGACCCUCGCAGCCAGCCAACGUCGAAGGCUCCUCGACCGAGGAUGUGACCAACAAGAUGGAUGUUGACGCAGCCGAAAUCGCCGGCGAUAACGACAUGCACCUCGAUAUUGCCACCCGGCUGGAGCAGGAUCUAGCCCGCCCGAACAGCUGGCACCCAAAGCUCUACGAUACCAUGCGGUCGGUCCUGUCGAUCGUGCCCGAGAAGGUCUGGAGCGGAUUGUCCCCACAGUUCUACACGACAUUCUGGCAGCUCUCCCUCUAUGACAUCUUCAUUCCCUCGGCUCACUACGCGAGCGAGCAGGCCAAGCAGCGACUUAUUAUUGAGCAAAUCGAGCGGUCGGAGAACGCUCCUGGUGGCGCCCCGCUGUCCAAGCUGCUGAAAGACAAGGAGCGCGCAAAGCUCAUGCGCAACCAGCUGGCGCAGGAAGCAGAGCUGCAAGAGGCCCAUGUCAAGCGGGUCAUGGUGCGCCUGAGCAUGGAGAAAAACACUUGGUUCCCGGAAUACACAGCCAAGCACGUUGCCCGUCCAGUCUUCCUGAUCCAAUACUGCCUCGUUCCUCGACUGCUCUUCUCCGAGAGCGAUGCCAUCUACACGGCCCGACUGAUCCAUCACAUGCACAAGCUCAACGUCCCCAACAUCAAUAUCGCCAAGCUCUAUGAUGACGCAAGUAUCGGAUGGACUGUAGAGCCUACAGAAUCGAUGCCAACGUGCGCUUGCGCCCGUGUACAAGUGCAGGCAUAGGAUGAGGUUUGUACAGCAGCGCUUACCUCUCCCGUCCUCACCAGUUGCUUACCAGGGAUGUUGUCCAAGCCAUCAUGUACUCGUGCACUGAGAAUGAGGCCAAGUGCUACGGUCUCUUCCUCGGAGAAAUCCUGUCUGUUCUGACGCCGUGGCAGCGGUCUGCCAAGGCAUACGAUGCCGAGUCGAUGGUGAACGGACAGCUGUUCAUGAGGCUGUAUCUUCCCCGUGCCCCAAAUAUCAGCGACCACGAACGCUUCAAGCGGCUCAUGAGCAAAUGGCAUACGCAGUUCAAGAUUCUAUUU